Molecule: messenger RNA, 4456 nt
Organism: Hyaena hyaena (striped hyena)
Lineage: Eukaryota; Metazoa; Chordata; Mammalia; Carnivora; Hyaenidae
Gene: B3GAT1
Product: beta-1,3-glucuronyltransferase 1
Exons: 6
Coding region: 908-2257 (449 amino acids)
Biological process (GO): carbohydrate metabolic process; chondroitin sulfate proteoglycan biosynthetic process
Cellular component (GO): Golgi membrane
Molecular function (GO): galactosylgalactosylxylosylprotein 3-beta-glucuronosyltransferase activity
Source: RefSeq, a predicted model, not a curated record
AUGCUGCCAGAGAUGGAAAGCAUGUGCUGCCUGGGGCUGGAUUGAGCAGUUGGCCCCUCUGAAGCAUAUCACUGCACAGUGCUGGACACUAGAGGGGGCGACAUGCAAGGACAAGCCAGGGGCUGCCCAUGGCUGACAUCUCCCCUCCCCCUUUGCAGAUCCCACCUGCAUCUUACACAGGGCUCAGCAGAGAAGGGACGAGGAAGGCAGAGAAUAGGAUGUGACAGUUUCCAUGGUGGUUGUGGGGCUCUGUGCCUGCUCUUUGUCACAGAGCAGAGGCCCAGAGAAGGACGCUGCUGGCAGACCCUCUGCAGAACUGAGAAGAGAGUCAGGCAGGGUCACCCUACUCACAGAAAGGGUGUUUCUCCCAGGGCUCCUCUUGCUGCCAUUUUGAGUGUUGUCUCCCGAGGAUAUGGCAGCCCCCACAGGGCCCAUCUCUUCACCUUGCUGAUACUCAAGCUAUGCAGAAUCCACAAGAAUUUCCUAUCAACAUCAACAAAGAGAAGGCACUUGCCGCAUGUCCUCCCAGGGCCUGUCCCCAAAACAUCUCUUGUUGGCCAUCACCCCAACGCCUACCCCUUUAUCUAGGCUAUGAAGAAACCAUCUGGGUACACAGGUGGACACCAGAGUAGCCAACGCAUCUUUAGCACGCACUAGAUAUAAAUACAGCAGGCACUAUUCUGUGGCUUUUGUGGGACUAACUCAUUUAAUUCUGAGACUUGUGACAUAGGUAAUGAUAGUACCCCAUUUCAUAGAUGAGAAAACAGAGGCAGAAAUGGUUGCCAUAACUUGAUAAAGGGCAUAUGGCUUGUCGGUGUCAGAGUUGGGGUUGAAACCAAGACUAGUGUGUCUGAAAGCCAUGCCCUUAACCUCUGUGGCCUGCUGAAUCAUGUAACUGGGCAGCACCAUGUCCCCAUGCUUGUGGGUGACAGAGGCUGGCCUCAUCCAGGCAGGCAAGGCAAAGCAGUCCUCAGGGAGAAGGCAGUGCAGGCUCCACUAUGAAAACCCCAAUGCUGUGAGCCCUGCAGCCAGGCCCUGCCCUUCUGGGCAUCUCUCCCCCCCACCGCCAGGUCUCUGGCCAUCCUGUUCUGCUCUCUCUUGCAGGUGUCCACUUCACAGGGUUCCUGAUCGUGCCCCUGGACAGCCACCCCUUCGCAGUAUCCAGUCUGGCUGGACUCUGCAAACCUGCUUCCGCAAUGGGUGGGUUGUGAGCGCUGGUAACGAGGAGCUGUGGGCCCAGCCAGCCUUGGAGAUGCCGAAAAGACGGGACAUCCUUGCGAUUGUCCUCAUUGUACUGCCCUGGACACUGCUUGUCACCGUGUGGCACCAGAGCACCAUCGCGCCUCUGCUCACCGCACACAAGGAUGAUGGUAGUGACCCCCGGCGCGACGCACCGCCUGGCGCCGACCCCAGGGAGUACUGCAUGUCUGACCGCGACAUCGUGGAGGUGGUGCGCACCGAGUAUGUGUACACGCGGCCCCCGCCAUGGUCCGACACGCUGCCCACCAUCCACGUGGUGACGCCCACCUACAGCCGCCCGGUUCAGAAGGCCGAGCUGACGCGCAUGGCCAACACGCUGCUGCACGUGCCCAACCUGCACUGGCUGGUGGUGGAGGACGCACCGCGCCGGACGCCACUGACCGCGCGCCUGCUACGCGACACGGGCCUCAACUACACGCAUCUGCACGUGGAGACGCCCCGCAACUACAAGUUGCGUGGCGACGCCCGUGACCCGCGCAUCCCGCGGGGCACCAUGCAGCGCAACCUGGCCCUGCGCUGGCUGCGUGAGACCUUCCCGCGCAACUCCAGCCAACCGGGUGUGGUGUACUUCGCUGACGACGACAAUACCUACAGCCUGGAGCUCUUUGAGGAGAUGCGCAGCACCAGGAGGGUGUCUGUGUGGCCCGUUGCUUUCGUUGGUGGCCUUCGGUACGAGGCCCCACGGGUCAACGGAGCUGGGAAGGUGGUCGGCUGGAAGACAGUGUUCGACCCGCAUAGACCAUUUGCAAUAGACAUGGCUGGAUUUGCAGUCAACCUGAGGCUCAUUCUACAGCGUAGCCAGGCCUACUUCAAGCUGCGUGGCGUGAAGGGAGGCUACCAGGAAAGCAGCCUCCUCCGAGAACUUGUUACCCUCAAUGACCUGGAGCCCAAGGCAGCCAAUUGCACCAAGAUCCUGGUCUGGCACACACGGACAGAGAAGCCGGUGCUGGUGAACGAGGGGAAAAAAGGCUUCACUGACCCCACUGUGGAGAUCUGAGCCCCAGGAUACAGGAGCCUCCUCCUCAAACCCUGUUCCUGGCCUUCCAUCCUCUCCCCAUGGCUGAUGGUCCCUCCAAGGCAAACUCCUAAGGAAUCACCAUCACUCUCCUUUCUAUUCUGGGGGCUUCAGAGAGAGCCCAGCCUGAUGCCAGAACAAAGGACGGAGAAUUUAAAGCACAGAAAUCCCAGACCUGUUGUUCUCUUCCAUCCAACAUGACCAGGGGCCCAGCUGCUAGCCAAGUCAUGCCAACCAGCGAGCCAGGGCCCUGGCACACCUCCCCAGAGCUUCCUGCACUGGCAGGGCCCGAGGGAGCAGGUGAGGUGGGCACCUAAGCCCUGGGGUGAUGCCAGGCUGGGAGAGAGGUGAAAAGACCCCGGCUGUCAAGUGUAGUGUGGUCUUGCUUGGCUUCCUGCUCCUGGGGCACAGCACGACUGCACAGGCCACCUGGCCAGGGAAUUCUAAAGACAGAAGAGCAACCCCCUGCCCAGGCAUCAGGAACACCACCACCACCACCACCACCCUCCUUGGAGAGCUACUCUCAAUAGACAUACCUCUCUGGCUUUCCUCUGGUUCCUAUUUCCAGAGCAUAAGGCUGUCUUUGAACCCAACAGGCAACACCUUGCAUGAGGGGAGCCUGGGCCUGCCAUCAGGUUCCCCCAUACCUCAGGCUGUGGUGGGAGUGGAGUCCCUUACUCUGGCCCCACAUCCCUCAAGCCUGCUCCUUCCAGCAGAGGGAAGGAGGUGGGCCCUCGAGCCAGUACAGGUCAUGGACUGACCCGGACUAAGAUCAUGUGGGCCUCUGCCUAGACACUGCCUCCCCACUGCCCUCUGGGCUCAAGGGUCCCUUGCCUGGGCUGGGACUGGGGAGGGCAGGAGCUCUUGAGAAUCAUAGACCUCAGGGGCUGAAGUGAGCCAGGAGUGGGCAAGGCAGAAAAGGGAGGGAGGCAGGGGCCAUUCCAUACUCCUUCCUGCCCUGUUUGGGGGAGGCAGGGGCUUUGGGUUAGCAGAGGGACUUGUGGAAAAGAGGCAGAGAUCAUUUGGACCCAAGGGGAAAGGAGACCUGAGCACACUCUAGUCUGGAAAUCAUUCUAUUGUAAACGCAUAGUGGGAACAAAACUUCCCCUUCUCCCUGAGCUGGGAGCAUGAGAACAAGCCUCCUGCUUGUUCCUUCUCCCCACCCCCACCCCCACUCCUGAGGACGAACAGUGUGCAUGUGCUACUUCCCUGCACCUGGAGGCUAAUGACAGGGACAGCCCUCUGCUGGCCAUCACUCACGCUCCUGAAAGUUGGAAGCACAAUUUUCCUCCCGACUGGAGGAAAAGGAAAGGCCUGAGCCUACUGAAGAGGUGUUUAUUUUUUAACGCUAACAGCCCCCACUCCAUUUAAACUCACAGGACCAGUCUGAGGACCGUUGAGAACCCACUCUUGGGUGAGUGGGUAGGAUUCAGUCCAGCAACCUAACACUGAAAAAAUAGCAUUGGCUGCCUAUUUUGAAAUGGAUUUAACUUCCCACAGCAUUCGUGAAAGUAUCCAAUGGGAUCAUAUCCCUGAGAACCCUGAGCCACCUUGCAGGACAUUCCCAGCCUCUUACACUUUCAAUGGUGGCUCUAGAAUCAACCACUCGGAAUCAAGUGGGUUGGCAUGGGAGGCGAGGGAGGAGGUGUGCACAGGGCACCCACCAAAUGAGUGAAUUCAUGCCCAGGCAUGGCACUGCCUCACUCACAGAAACCAGCCCUGAAUGCUCAGGUCAGCCUGGCUGGUCUUAGGCCACCUUCUUAGCCAAAAACCCAGGGCUCAUUUUUCAGGAAAUUGAUAAUGAACAACAAAAUGGGAUAUUCUCUCUCUGUUUUUACUUUUGUUUUUUUGGCGGAUGCUAUUUCCGUUGUUUUCACCUAAUAGCCUCUCUUAGCUGCAUGUGUAUUUAUUUAUAAUUAUAACCCUGGUGGACUGCAGCUUUCAUCUUUGUUGGGAAUGAGUUUGUGACCAAUCAGAGUUGGGUCCAUGACUACGAUUUGUUUCCCAAACCCAGUGUGUUCCUGCUCCCCACCACAAAGGAGUGAGGCUGGGGUCUAGGAGCCACCAGAACAGAGCCUGGGGUGAGGGUGGAGCCUGUGCAGCUACACCAUCUGGUCUGUUUUAACUGUAUUAAAUUUGUUUCCAAAAUUAAAAGUCAAACAUGGUUUUUAACAGCCCUAA